Messenger RNA from Arachis ipaensis, 575 nucleotides. The record is from RefSeq and is a predicted model, not a curated record. Lineage: Eukaryota; Viridiplantae; Streptophyta; Magnoliopsida; Fabales; Fabaceae.
GAAAGGAAGGGGAAAGAGGGAAGAUGGGGGAAAACAGAGAACAGGAAGGGAGACAGAGGACGAAGGAGAAGAAGAGAGGGGGAGGAACAACGCUAUGGAGCUUGGUGCCGCUGCCGAGCUGCUGUCGCAGAGAAGAAAGGGAGAGGCGAACGUGACCCACGGAGGAGAGGAAGGAGCUGCCGUCGAGCCACGCCCCGUUGCCAUUGUUCGUGUAUCGCCGUUGCCGUUCGCUGAGGGUGAGACGCGAAGAGAAGAUGCUGACCUGCACCAUCGUGCCUCGCUAUCUUCGUCGAGCCUUCAUCAUUGUUGCUCCCUAUUCCGGUUGCCAUCAGGGUUUGCUGCCGCUGCCAUUGAGAGUGACGCAGCAGAGGAAAAGUCGUUCCUCUUCCGCCGCCGUCGCCGGAGACCUUGGUUGCUGCUGUUCAUAUGGCGACAGGUUUGAAGACGCAAUUUGAAGCUGCGAGCGAUCAGUAGGCUUUCUUUAUGGUUUUAAUUGCUUUCAUAGAGUCCCCUCGCUAUUGUCCUUUGAGAUUUUAUUUUACAUAGAGGGGUAGGUUUAGUAUAUUGUAUUUGAG